AUGAGAGAAAUUGUUCAUAUUCAAGCAGGACAAUGUGGUAACCAAAUUGGUGCAAAAUUCUGGGAGGUUAUCUCAGAUGAACAUGGUAUUGAACCAAAUGGUGCUUAUAAUGGAGAUUCUGAUCUUCAAUUAGAAAGAAUUAAUGUUUAUUAUAAUGAAGCCUCUGGGGGAAAAUAUGUUCCCAGAGCUGUUUUAGUAGAUUUAGAACCAGGAACUAUGGAUUCUGUUAGAGCUGGUCCAUAUGGACAACUUUUCCGUCCCGAUAACUAUGUAUUUGGGCAAAGUGGAGCUGGAAAUAAUUGGGCUAAAGGUCAUUACACUGAAGGUGCAGAAUUAGUUGAUAAUGUAUUGGAUGUUGUUAGAAAAGAAGCAGAAAGUUGUGAUUGUUUACAAGGUUUUCAAUUAACACAUUCACUUGGAGGUGGUACAGGUUCAGGUAUGGGAACACUUCUUAUUUCUAAAAUUCGUGAAGAAUAUCCUGAUAGAAUAAUGAAUACUUAUUCUGUUGUACCAUCACCAAAAGUUUCUGAUACUGUUGUUGAACCAUACAAUGCCACUUUAUCUGUUCAUCAACUUGUUGAAAAUACUGAUGAAACAUUUUGUAUUGAUAAUGAAGCUUUAUAUGAUAUUUGUUUUAGAACAUUAAAACUUCAAACACCAACAUAUGGAGAUCUUAAUCAUCUUGUCUCAAUGACUAUGUCUGGAGUUACUACAUGCCUUCGUUUUCCAGGUCAAUUAAAUGCUGAUUUAAGAAAAUUAGCCGUAAAUAUGGUACCAUUUCCACGUCUUCAUUUCUUUAUGCCUGGUUUUGCACCAUUAACAUCUAGAGGAUCACAACAAUAUAGAGCAUUAACUGUACCUGAAUUAACUCAACAAAUGUUUGAUGCUAAAAAUAUGAUGGCAGCAUGUGAUCCAAGACAUGGAAGGUACCUUACAGUUGCAGCAAUUUUCAGAGGACGAAUGUCAAUGAAAGAAGUUGAUGAACAAAUGUUAAAUGUUCAAAAUAAAAAUAGUUCAUAUUUUGUGGAAUGGAUUCCAAAUAAUGUUAAAACUGCUGUUUGUGAUAUUCCUCCAAGAGGAGUUAAAAUGGCAGCAACAUUUAUUGGAAAUAGUACAGCAAUUCAAGAAUUAUUUAAAAGAAUUAGUGAACAAUUUACAAGUAUGUUUAGAAGGAAGGCUUUCCUUCAUUGGUAUACUGGUGAAGGAAUGGAUGAAAUGGAAUUUACUGAAGCUGAAUCAAAUAUGAAUGAUCUCGUCUCUGAAUAUCAACAAUAUCAAGAGGCAACUGCUGAUGAGGAAGGAGAGUAUGAUGAAGAAGGUCAUGACUUGGAAUAA
Strongyloides ratti is the source of this 1335-nucleotide messenger RNA. RefSeq names its product Tubulin beta-2A chain. The transcript has a single exon. Gene Ontology annotation, molecular function: GTP binding; GTPase activity; structural constituent of cytoskeleton. NCBI's taxonomy places the organism in Eukaryota, Metazoa, Nematoda, Chromadorea, Rhabditida, Strongyloididae. Gene Ontology annotation, cellular component: microtubule; cytoplasm. Gene Ontology annotation, biological process: mitotic cell cycle; microtubule cytoskeleton organization. Bases 1 to 1335 code for a protein of 444 amino acids. The record is from RefSeq and is a predicted model, not a curated record.